Molecule: messenger RNA, 1056 nt
Organism: Pleurotus ostreatus (oyster mushroom)
Lineage: Eukaryota; Fungi; Basidiomycota; Agaricomycetes; Agaricales; Pleurotaceae
Exons: 7
Coding region: 1-1056 (351 amino acids)
Molecular function (GO): dioxygenase activity
Source: RefSeq, a predicted model, not a curated record
AUGCCUGGUGCCACGUUUCCUCCAUUCCCCCACGACGUCCCCACGCAGCCACUUGUCAUUGUCGACUAUGCUCUCGUGAAAGCAGGCGAUCAGGCAGAAAUCGAUGUCCUCUGGAAGGCAGCCACUGAGAAGGGCUUUUGGUAUAUGAAGAACCAUGGCGUCGAGGACCUGUUGGACCCCAUGUUUGAGAUGGGACAGGAAACCAUGGAUCUUUCCAUCCAGGCAAAGAUGGAGUACUGGCAGGGAAAUUCAGGGGGUUCCUUCGGGUACAAGGCAAAGGGGGCGACCACCGUCGAUCUUUCUGGCUCAAAGGACAACGCUGAGAUGAUCAACGUGUCCAAGGAUGAUGCCCUCGCCUACCCCCGCGUCGCCCACGCCUCAUACCCGAGUACUGUGAACGCGCGGAUGGAAAACACUGUACGGCCCUUCGUAGAAGCUUGUACGGACGCCAACAACACCAUUAUGGCUGUUUUCAACGCCAAGCUCGGUCUCCCAGAAGGCACACUCGCGAGCCUGCACGCGCGGGACGAGCCCAGCGUGUCCGAGGCUCGGGUGAUCAAAGUCCCCGCAACACCAGGCUCGACGAAGAUCGCUGUCGGCGCACAUACUGAUUUUGGUUCCCUAUCUUUCCUUGCCAACCGUUUGGGUGGACUGCAGGUCCUGCUGCCAGGACAGGAUGACUGGCGCUAUGUCAAGCCUCUCCCAGGGCACGUUAUUUGCAACGUCGGCGAUGCCCUCAACCUGUUCAGUGGCGGCAUCCUAAUGUCGAGUAUCCACCGUGUUUUACCGCCUCCACUAGCGCAAUCACAUUUCGACCGCUGGUCAUUGGUGUUCUUCACGCGACCGGGCAACUCUGUGCAUUUGAAGGCGCUCACAGAGCUAUCGCCGCUGAUUGCGCAGAAGGUGGCAGAGACGCCGGAUAAAAUGCACGAUGCAGGAGUAAACGCCGCGCAGUGGUUUGCGCGCAGACAGAGCAAAUGGCGUGUAGACAACCAGAAGGGCUUAGACGAUUACCUUGCAAGCAGGGGUACUGAGCACACACAGACGGUGGUAUAA